This is a messenger RNA of Coregonus clupeaformis (lake whitefish), 909 nucleotides long. RefSeq names its product rho-related GTP-binding protein RhoG-like. The record is from RefSeq and is a predicted model, not a curated record. Bases 126 to 701 code for a protein of 191 amino acids. Gene Ontology annotation, molecular function: GTPase activity; protein kinase binding; GTP binding. The transcript has 3 exons. Gene Ontology annotation, cellular component: cytoplasmic vesicle; cytoskeleton; plasma membrane. Gene Ontology annotation, biological process: cortical cytoskeleton organization; actin filament organization; establishment or maintenance of cell polarity. Lineage: Eukaryota; Metazoa; Chordata; Actinopteri; Salmoniformes; Salmonidae.
GCGUUUAAGAAAGUUCCCCGUAUGCUGUUGUGAUUGACUGUACACGGCUAAAAAGUUGAGCUCUAGUCGAGAGGUGGUUCUGUAGCCUGUGUGGUAGGUCGGUCAUAGGAAGGCAGCAGGACAGAAUGCAGACCAUAAAGUGUGUAGUGGUUGGGGACGGUGCCGUGGGUAAAACAUGCCUCCUCAUCUCCUACACCACCAACGCUUUCCCCGAGGAGUACAUCCCCACCGUGUUCGACAACUACAGCGCCCAGAUGACUGUAGACGGCCGCAGCAUCAGCCUCAACCUGUGGGACACAGCCGGACAAGAGGAGUACGACCGCCUCCGCACUCUCUCCUACCCCCAGACCAACGUCUUCGUCAUCUGUUUCUCCAUCGGGAGUCCUUCAUCCCACGCCAACGUCCGCCACAAGUGGCACCCGGAGGUCUCUCACCACUGCCCCAGCGUGCCCAUCCUCCUAGUGGGGACCAAGAGGGACCUGAGGGGGGAUGGGGAGACGGUGAAGAAGCUGAAGGAGCAGGGUUUAGCGCCCACCACACAGCAACAGGGGAACAGCAUGGCUAAGCAGAUAGGAGCGGUGAAGUACAUGGAGUGUUCUGCUCUGACGCAGGAAGGGGUCAGGGAAGUGUUCGCCGAGGCAGUACGGGCCGUGUUGUAUCCCGUUACCAAAAAGAAUGCCAAGAAGUGUGUACUGUUGUAAUGAAAUGGGUGGGUGACUGGGAAUUCGGGAGGAGGGGACUAAGGGAGUGACAUGAAUGGAGAGCGAGAGAGUGAGGGGAAAAGGAGGGAGAGAGACAAUGACGGGGAGCAAGGUUGAGUUUGUUGCUGGAGAUGGACUCAGGCCUCUCGGCCUCUCAGGCCCCAGGCCCCCAGGCCCCUCUGCCUCUCAGCCCCUAGGCCCCCAGGCC